AUGGUUCGAUCCCACAAGCCGCGCGAGAAGAACCACUACAUGCCCUUCACCCCCGACACCCCCAUCUUCGACGAGAAGUUGGGCCGCUACGUCGAGGCCUCUCGCCGUGCCUCUUUCUCUCCUCCUGCUGCGUCCCCCACCCUUCCAUCUUCCUCUCCUACCUCCUCCCCUACCACCGGUGCCUCUGCCACUGGCACCAUCAACCUGGAUUCAACCAACACCACCGCCAACACCACCAAGGGCGAAGAAAUGAUGCCCUUUUACAAGGGCUACGACGCCUUCAUCCGCAAGAACAAGGACAAGGACAAGGCCCUGACCCCGGCCAUCUCUCACAAGAAGAGACCCUCAAAGGGCAAUGACGCCGUGCAGGCCCGCCUGAAGCAGCGGAAGAUCCAGACGCACCGGGAGGUCGCUGGUCUUCCCAACGCUGUUGCUCUUCGGCGUAGUUUGUCUGAUUUCCGCCGGAUUCACCCUUCUCGUGAUCAGGUGGGUCAGUUGAAGGGAUCGGCUCGGGAUGAUACCAUCGUCACUGCCACUAUUACGUCCACCAUCACUGAGUCCUCGUCCAGUGUGUUCCCUGCUGCGACGGACAUGACCGCCGAGCAUGGCCGGCAGCGCCGUUCGCGCCAGUCCUGA
Penicillium alfredii is the source of this 636-nucleotide messenger RNA. RefSeq lists its product as uncharacterized. Bases 1 to 636 code for a protein of 211 amino acids. The transcript has a single exon. NCBI's taxonomy places the organism in Eukaryota, Fungi, Ascomycota, Eurotiomycetes, Eurotiales, Aspergillaceae. The record is from RefSeq and is a predicted model, not a curated record.